AGAAUAUAAAACCGAAUUUUUAUAUCACAAUUAGUUGCGCGUUUAUUAUUUAGUUUGCACAUUUGUAGAAAUAUUUUCCGGAAAGUUCAAAGUGAACUAUUUUAUAUAAAACAAUAGGGUAGUGUAUAGUGACAACAUAGUGUUAGAACAUUAUUGCUGGAAGAUUUUCAAAUGUACAUAAAUAAAAAGUUAUACAUUGCAGUAUAUUCAUAAGUUUGGAACACUCGCUUCAUUGCGAUAACAAUUUAUUCAAAAAUACGUAUAUUAUAAUCAGAAUAUAUACAUAUAUCCAACAUCGUAUUUAAUUUCAAUAUUUUAAAUUCAUAAUUUCUAUAAAAAAUUAAUAAACUAAAUAUUUCUGAACUAAAUUCUAGAGCAUACAGCCCGAUUAAUUGGAACACACAUAUUCUAACACAUACAAACAAAAAUGUUACGGCGUCUGAUCUGCAAGCCUCCGACUCCACCAUCGCCUUCUUUGCCGUCGCAUUUGUGGGCGUCGCGACGCAUACGUCACGCUGGAGAUCACGCGCCCUGCCGCCGGUCAAGUGGAGCAAAUCUUAAGGACAUCGAACGCGUCAUACUUCAAGAAACGAAAAUAUCACGUGAUCAUUUAACACCAGAGAUAGCGCUCCAUCUCAUAACAGCGGAAUGUCGGCUCUUUCAUGAACCAGUGCCCACUGUAAAUGUCACGAAGUUGUUCAAAGACGACCCUUUUUGGGCAUUCUACUGGCCUGGUGGACAGGCUAUCAGUCGUUACGUACUGGAUAAUCCCUCCUUGGUGGCUGGCAAGUCGGUGCUGGAUGUGGGCAGCGGUUGUGGGGCCAGCGCCGUGGCUGCGCUGAUGCACCAAGCAAAAUAUGUUGUGGCAAAUGACAUUGAUGAAGCGGCUGGCUGUGCUGCUGUACUGAACGCCCAGUUGAAUGGAGUAGACCUGGAACGCUUACAUAUUUCUACGGAAAAUUUAAUAAAGACGUCACAGUUGGUAAAGGAAGACCUAAUUUUACUGGGUGAUGUUUUUUAUGACGAAGAAUUUGCCGCCGUCUUGCAGCCUUGGCUACAAAGUCUACGUAAAGCGGGAAAACAGAUGCUUGUUGGUGAUCCCGGACGGCAUGGCUUGACAGCGAACAGACGGCAGCAUAUGAGACGUUUAGCCAAGUACGAAUUGACGGAAAGUGGCUGCAUUGAGAAUAAUGGUUUUCGCUUUGUUAAUGUUUGGGAAUUAAAAUAGUAAUGAUUGCAGUUAUAAUUAAAAAUUUUUAGUGAACAUAACAUAAAAAUAAUAUACAUACAUAUAUUAUAAGUAAUUGUUUAUCACCAAACUGUAUUCACUAUAACAUUUCUAACAAUAUUAAAAAAAAAAGAAAUUAU
Bactrocera dorsalis (oriental fruit fly) is the source of this 1368-nucleotide messenger RNA. RefSeq names its product electron transfer flavoprotein beta subunit lysine methyltransferase-like. Gene Ontology annotation, biological process: peptidyl-lysine trimethylation. The coding region runs from base 428 to 1228 and encodes 266 amino acids. The record is from RefSeq and is a predicted model, not a curated record. The transcript is spliced from 5 exons. Gene Ontology annotation, cellular component: mitochondrial matrix. Gene Ontology annotation, molecular function: protein-lysine N-methyltransferase activity. Lineage: Eukaryota; Metazoa; Arthropoda; Insecta; Diptera; Tephritidae.